Messenger RNA from Cottoperca gobio, 2340 nucleotides. RefSeq lists its product as uncharacterized. The transcript is spliced from 7 exons. The coding region runs from base 179 to 2053 and encodes 624 amino acids. The record is from RefSeq and is a predicted model, not a curated record. NCBI's taxonomy places the organism in Eukaryota, Metazoa, Chordata, Actinopteri, Perciformes, Bovichtidae.
GCAGCAGCAGGUGUUUCCUAUAUGACUGAUGAGCGGAGACGCUUUGACUUUUGUAAGCAGAACGUUAUGUGGACCUGAGAGAGAAAGCGUUUCUACUUCUGCUCGUUUAUUAGGUUGUUUUCAUCCGUCUGCGGUGUUUUAUUUCUGACGGGUUGAGCAGCAAAGCACGUGAAAGAAAAUGGACGAUGGAAACAAACAACCACACACAUUUGGGAGCGGCCAACCGAGAGCUCAACAUCCCAGACCUUUCUUCUAUGUCCAGCCACCGUCUCAGCCUUACUACCUCUACCAGCAGUGGCAGAUGAACAACCCAUACAAUCAAUAUGGAUUGGCUGGAGGUCUUAACUUUGGUCGUCCCUGCAUGCAACCGUACCAGUACAUGCAGUAUCCUGGGUAUGGUUACCCACAUGCCCCAUUAUAUCCAAUGGAUUACGGGCGAAUGUUUGAUCCCCGCUUUCACGCUCCUACCUGGAAUGACAUGCCUCGCCAGCAGCAGCAACAACAGCAGCAGCAGCAACAGCAGCAGCAGUAUCACUACCCACAGCCUCAUGGGCGUCGAGAAAUGUCCUGCUCAGAGGCUCAAACCGACCCCAGCGACGCCAUAACCAAACUCAUCGAGUGCCUGGAUAAAAUCCGAGCCACUGAGCUGCAGAGCGCUGAGAGAGAGCUUGACUCGGGUGUCGCCUCGCACUCCUCGGCUAUGUUUUCUCUGGGAGAAGAGAGGAAAAUUGAAGAGCAGAGUCGCAGCCUGCCUUCAGUGGCUGAUGACAGCCAUUCAGAGUCUCCAGCUGUGACUUUCAGUGACUCUACAACAGCGGUGUACGAUGGCGAGUCCAGCCAAAGGAGCUUAGAUGGUCUGAGCCCUCACGGAUGCUGGUCAGCUGGAUUUGAAGAGGAGUUGCCUCUCGAUAGCUCCUCUAUUCACGAAGAGUGUCCCGAGCUGGCGCAGCCAACAGCAGAUGAACACUUUCCUCACGAGAAAGCAGAGGUUGCAGAUAUCCUGUCAGAUAUCUCUGCAACCAAUGCAAGUGUUCCAAACUGUGACGCUGAAGAGCUCCCGCAACAGAGAGUGGAUUCAAUCCGGCCGUCUUCUUCCUUUACUUACAGUCAGCCGGCACUCAAAGAUGCUAAAAGUGCCGACAAAGUCUCAAAGACAGAACAUCAGAAAGCUGGUCCAAGCUACCAGAUCCUCAAGCUGCCUUUUGACAGCGUGUUGACACCCGGAGACGCUGGAGCUGGCUGCCUUUCCCCCUCUACUGCUCCCUACUACUACAACUACCUGUCCAUGCAGACCACCCAUGAGCGGAUGAGUGUUCUCAGUCCAUCUCUGGACGAGCUCUCCUCCAGAGAUGAGAUGUUUUCCACAGAUCUGGACGAUGCAGAUCUUUUCCCCAAACACGUGUUAGCAGGCAGGAGGCUUGCAGAGGUUGUAAGCGGGUCUCCGCAAGCUGCAGAAGUAGGAAAAGCAUGGCCGCCCGGUUCAAAGAGGUUCAUGUGCGCCUGCUGUGGGAAAAGCCUUGCAAAAGGGGACGCCAAGAGCAAAGUCCACAGCUCCAAGACAUACAGGGAUGAAGGUGGGGACUCAGAGGAGGAGAGCAGGUUUGGAAGAGACUGUGAGCAGCAUGUCAGAGUGGUUGUGAGGAAGCAUUCUGCACCCAGGAAACCUCCAUCUGUCCCACUCAGACAUGUUGCAAAACCUUGGUAUAAAAGAGGCCAAUACAAAGAUCCCUCUGAUCCUGUGAACCAGGAGGAAUGUCACGAUGAUUGUAAGCUGGAGCCAGCUGAGGAGGCUGGAGAGAUGACUGGUAGUGAGCUGCACUGCAGGACAUGUCAGGACGGACCCUGCAGAGAAGAUCUGACCACGUCAGACCAAGGCAGAUGGGGAGACGGUGACGUGACUCCAAGGAGGAGACCAGCAGCUCCUCUGCCACAACGAGAGAUGAGCACUCAGAGGAAAGUGAGGUACCACAGACCAAGAGACGAGGAUAACGAUGAGCCGCCACCGUUGCCCUGGGAGAGAGGCUCUACGAUGAGAGGAGAACCAGGAUGUUAAUGAACCCCAAGUGUGUUGAACUGCCCCCCCCCAAAGAAACGUGUAAUUGUUCCAGGAUAAUAAGUUAAAAAGAUAUUUUGAGCACCAGGUGAAAUGCACUGCACAGGAAGCCUCUUUUUGUUAAGAUAAAAGUUAAAAAACAUUGUAUAAAGUUUCUGCAGUUACACUGCCCUGCACUAUUUAUCAUUUAUGAAUUUCACAAACAGGCGAAUGGGCUGAAAUAUGUGUUGCAUGUGAUGGCGGGCCACAGUUUGGGGCCAGUCCAAUAAAAUAUUGUCAUUAUUUAA